Molecule: messenger RNA, 4498 nt
Organism: Capra hircus (goat)
Lineage: Eukaryota; Metazoa; Chordata; Mammalia; Artiodactyla; Bovidae
Gene: SHROOM1
Product: shroom family member 1
Exons: 7
Coding region: 725-3310 (861 amino acids)
Biological process (GO): actin filament bundle assembly; cell morphogenesis
Cellular component (GO): apical plasma membrane; apical junction complex; cortical actin cytoskeleton
Molecular function (GO): actin filament binding
Source: RefSeq, a predicted model, not a curated record
AGGAGUCUGAGCUUUGUUGGGGGGACUGGGGGUAAACUGGCUUUCAGCAGAGUUUGCUUCUAGGAAAUUGAUUCUGGCUUCAGUAAGCUUGGAGGCAAGCCCAGAUUCCAGGCAGGGCUCUGCCUGUUACUAGCUGUGUGCCUUUGGGCAAAUCAUUCCCUGGUUCAGAACCUCACUGUCCUCAUCUGUAAAACGCAGGCAACAGUUGUGAGGUUCAAGAUAAAUAUUUAUUCAGAGCACCUGGAACAUAACUGGCCCAGAGGAAGGCUGUGAAGCUGCCCCUGCCACCUGACCUGGGUCUUUCCUCCCCUCCUUUCUUGGCUCCCCUCUGAUCUCAGAUCGUUGUUGACAUUGUUUAUGAGGAAAAGAUCACCCGGAGAAGUUAACAAAGCAGCCAGGAAGCGGCCAGGGUGGGACAGGGUUGGGGAGGGAAGGAGCAUGGGUACGUUCUCAGCGCUCCAGGAGGUGCCAGGCUAGAGGCUGGGCCAGAAGAGCCCCAGUAGAGAAUGGACUAGGCGCCACUUCCUUCCCCUGAGCUAAGGCCCUCAACCUCCAGAGGUGCUCCCCUGGUGUUCCUGCCUUUGCCAUCCCAGACGAGGGAGGUGCCGGAUGUUAGGGCCAUGGGUCCCGUGGCCAGGGAGGCGAUGUGUAAGCACGUCGGUGUUGGAGGGACCAGCAGGCUGCCCUAACCCAUACCCGGAGCGCCUCACCUCCCACGCCGCCUAUGCUUUUCCAGGCCUCACAGAGCUGGCCAGCCUCCGCCCUCGUCCGAGCAGCCAUGGAGGCCCUGGGUCCCGGAGGUGGCCGUACCUCCCCGGCCUCGUCCACUCGUAGCCUGGACUCGCGGCGGUUGUCCGCGCCCACCGACUCGGCCUACAGCUCUCUCUCCGCCGCCUCAGGAGGUCCUGAGCCGCCUGAAACUCCUGAGCCGUCGCCUUCGCCGGGGACCCAGCAACUUCCCUACCUGGACUGGGACUACGUGCGCGUGGUGUGGGGCGGCCCGGCCCCCGCCGCCAGGCUUCGCACUUCCCCGCAGCCCCGGCCCGCGGCCGCCGCACGCAGUGGGCCUCGUGCCCCCGAAAAGGGGACCCCGGGACCGCUCAGCCGCCAGACCACCCCGCUGCUGUACGCGCUGGCGGCCGAGGCUGAGGCCGCGGCGCGGGCAGCCGAGCCGCCCAGCCCGCCCGCUUCGCGGGCCGCCUACCGCCAGCGGCUGCAGGGCGCUCAGCGGCGAGUGCUCCGGGAGACGUCCUUCCAGCGCAAGGAGCUCCGCAUGAGCCUGCCCUCCCGCCUGCGGCCCGCGGCCCCCGCGCGGCCCUCUGCCGAGCACCCGCGCUCCGCCUCGCUCAGCCACCCGGGCGGGGAACUAGAGCCGGCGCACUCAGGGGCUCCCACCCAGCAGCGGAAGUGGUGCUUCUCAGAGCCAGGGAAACUGGAUCGCCUGGGUAGGGGCGCUGGGUUGGCGAGGCAAUGCUCCGGAGAGGCCUGCUCCAGCUCUGGCUUCAUUGGGCCGGAGCCUCGGGAAAGGCAGCAGAGAACACUGGCUGAGUUUGAAGGUCACCAGAUCAGAUGGCUGCCUGCGACCCAGCCCCCAAGCAUAGAGGACCCAAAACCCCGGUCCUUGAAGCUUGGCAGUGCCUACAGGCCCGCCGCCAGUCGGAGUCGGAGUGCUUCCAGGGAAGUCUUGGCCCCCUGGGGAAGUCCAGAAGGUGUCAUGCCCAUUGCCCAGGCUGUUCCCCAAGGAGCAGAAACCCCUAGACCACCGUUGCAGAACAAACUUAACAGGUUCCUGAAUCAGAAGGAAGAUUCAGAAGUGUGUCUUGCAGAGGGACCCCACAGCAGUCCCUCUGACUGUGAGCAGAGGGGCUCAGAGAACUGUGUUGUGUCUGUUCGGCUCCCAUCCCUUCCUGAUGAUGAAGUUUUCCUGGAAGAAGCCCCCCUGGUCAGAGCAAGAUCACCUGCAGACUCCCAGACUCCCCUGGGGCUCCCAACCUGUGUCCAUGUCUCUGACCAGGACUACGGAGCUGGCUUGAGUCAAAGGACUGACCAAGCUAUAAUCCCCACAGAGCAGCCCCUCCAUGAGAACCCAGAAACUGCAGGGGUGGAUGAGUGUUGGCAGGGGUUAAACAGCUCUGUGAAUGUUUCCAGGCCUACAUGCUGUAGACCCACUGAGGCUGCAAAUGGUGACCUCCUUACAUUUGACCCCACUGGACUGCUGACCACUGUUCCCCCCACAGCUGCAGAGACUGACCUGAAACCUUUCCCAGGUGAUACCCUGGGACCUCCAGAUAAUGAUACCCCAGGGCCCCCUGACCACAGUGCCCUGGCUUGGGGCCCUGGGGAGCCUGGUCCUCAGUCAACAUGGGCCAGUCCACGCCUCGAGGAGCUGGUUCAGGAGCUGGCCAGAUUGGAUCCCUCUCAGAGUGACACUUUUACUUCCUAUCCCAGCCCAGAGCCAUCCCUGGGCCUGCUAGAUGGACUGAUUCCUUUAGCUGAGGUCUGGGCUGCAAUGAGACCAGCCUGUAGGGAGGCUGGAGAGGAGGCUGCUGGUAAUUCUGAGCCAGGGUCCUAUCUACUUAACUCCACCCGGCACCUGCCAACUUCUCAGGAGGGGACAAGGCCUGAAAACCUUACCACCCACGUUGUGCCUGACCAACCAUGUGACCAGGGUGCAUUAAAGCCAAAUAACAGCAUCCAAGCCAAGAAAGCAGAGCUGGCAGACCUCCUCCAAAAGAUGCUAAGGGACCUUCAGGCCGAGCAGAAGCAGCUGCAGGGAGCGGCCCAGGCUUGGGCCAGGCGCGGAGCUGCUCUGGAGGCCGCUGUCGGCCAGGCCUGUGCACCCCACGAGCUGGAGCGGUUCAGCCGGUUCAUGGCCGACCUAGAGCGCGUGCUUGGCCUCCUGCUGUUGCUGGGCAGUCGCCUGGCCCGCGUGCACCGCGCCCUGGCCCGGGCGGGUGCAGACAGCGACCCUGAAGAGCAGGCCUCUCUGCUGCAGCGACUGGGGCUCCUGCAGCGGCAGGAGAAAGAUGCUAAGGAGCUGAAGCAGCACGUGGCGCGGCGGGAGCGAGCCCUACGCGAGCUGCUGGCGCGCGCACUGCCCGCAGAGGAGCUGAGCGCCUACCGCACCCUGUUGGCCGGCAAGGCCGCCGUCCUGGCCCAGCAGCGUAGCUUGGACGAGCGGGUCCGCCUUAUUCAGGACCAACUGGACGCAGUCAGGAACGACCUCGGCCGUCCCUCGCCUCCCAGGCCGGCUUUCCCCUCAGGGACCCAUCCUCCGGAUAAACCGCCCUUCCCUCCUCCCCUCAUCUAGUUACAGGCGGUGAGGGUGGGGAGCAUUGCCCUUGCCUCUCACUCACAUGAUUCCGGAUGACGCUGGUUUAUUCGGUGCUUUUCCCUUGGGGUGGGGAAGACCCAGGCCCGGCUUUGCCAGGGUACUUCUUCCAAGUGUUCUCAUGUGGCCUUUCCCAAGUCUUGUGGAUUGUCUGGUGGUUAACUGAGAAAUUUAAAAUCUGCAGUAUUCUCUCCUGUGAUUGAGAAAGAGUUCCGGUAAGGCUUGGUUAGAAGGAGAUGAGACAAGUCAGAGAAGCACUUCAAUUUAAGAUUCAAAAUGGCCAUUUCUUUUCCCUCUCAAUAAAAACAUUGAUGAGAAGUAAUACCCGGAGUCUGGCUUGGAGGCAGGGUCUUGUUUGCAAAUUUCAGACACCUCCCUGACUAGAGCAGAUUAGCCAUUUGUCAGAGGACAUCAGUCAGGUCUGGGGAUUGCUAGGAAGACUGAAGAAACAGGCUUGAAAACAAGAGGGGCCAGGCAGAUGCUGUCACCAGUAGUCCCUAACUCUUCUGGUGACUGCAUUUUUACCACAAAACCUGAUUGGCUGAGGUUAGGUCCCUUUUGCUGGUUUUUACCCAAGCCCCUAACCUCAGUGGUAUAGUGGAAGUGGGUAGGGCUGCCUCCCUUCAAGAUUCAAGGCACAGGGAGCUUCCCCAAAUGGAAAAUGGAUUCAGAUGCUUUGCCUAAAAACCCUGAUGAGUGUCAAAUACACUUGGACAUUUGGGGAAAUUCAUUCUGAGGCCCAAAAAGAACUGUCUUCCUCGUCUAGUUGUGUUAUCGAAACUGAAUUUGUCUACCUCUCCUUUGUAAGAACCUAUGGGGUCAACCAGGCUUGAAGAGGGCAGUUGGGAGGAUGGGAGCUGAAUGGGGAUGAGUCAUGGGGCAUCUGGAGACCUAUUAUGCUGGGUGGCUUAUGUCCUGGAGAUGCCCAUUUGGGGUUGGGCUGGAGCUGAGAGUUGGGGGUUAAGGGCUAGAGUGAAAUGAAACAAAUGACACACACACCCUCUGUAUCAUCCCUGUGUACAGAGAAUCAAUGUUCUCCAAUAUACAUGUGAAAAUCUGCCUUAGUAUUUGGAGCUGCAAAGGCUGGGGACCAGAGCAUUGUUCAUGCAAAUACUGAGUGUAUUUUUGUAAGCCGGGCACCUUAAUAAUAAUGGUAUCUAAAGCCAA